Rosa rugosa (rugosa rose) is the source of this 3819-nucleotide messenger RNA. RefSeq lists its product as uncharacterized. The record is from RefSeq and is a predicted model, not a curated record. Lineage: Eukaryota; Viridiplantae; Streptophyta; Magnoliopsida; Rosales; Rosaceae. Gene Ontology annotation, molecular function: ATP hydrolysis activity; ADP binding; ATP-dependent diacylglycerol kinase activity. The transcript is spliced from 12 exons. Bases 1 to 3333 code for a protein of 1110 amino acids.
AUGUGUGUUAACUCUGUUGAAGGGGAAGCAAUGGCUGCCAAGGAUUUUGCUGAAUUCCAGUGGAAGAAGUUCUUGAGGUCUCUGUUAGAGGCAGAGUCUGAAUUAUCAGGUUCCACAAAUUUCAUUUCUUACUUCAAAACAAUCAAACAGAAGUUAAUAGAAACACAGACGAUUCCUUUUUCCGAGAUAGCUGCAGCUGCAGGGAUGGCAUUGAAUAUGGUGUCAUGGGAAUGGGAUACUUACAUUCUGGUUUACCGUUAUCUCUUGGAGCUCAACUACGCAUUGGCAGAGUGCCGAAUCUUUGCAAAGGAGUUCAAGGAGCUUAACAAGAAGAUCUUGCCCUUGAAUCCUUCCACGGUUUACUUUAUCCUAAUGAUGAAGAAGCGGCUGACGGCACUGAGUAGUAAGUUUGACAUUUUGGUACGUAACAGCCCAUCAACGUCUAUUUCUGUCCUGAGGGAGCAGAAAGAGAGGAACGCAGUCGAAUGUGUGGGAUUUACAGAGAAGGAUAUAGUGGUGAUAAAGAAGAACACAGAAGAAACUGUGGUGUUUUCUGAUGUACGAUUUGGUAGACAGUAUAGUGGUUCACUGACGCUUAGGGACUUCCACUUGCUCAGUGACGGUGCAACCGGAAAUGGAUUCACGUCCAUUGGGAUAGUCGGCAUGGCUGGUGUGGGUAAGUCCACUUUCUUAUUAAAAGAAAUUUUGGAGUGGAAUGACAUACGCUCUGAGUUUUCUCCUAUCAUUCAGUUAUGUUUGUCUGAUAUAAUGCAAGAAAACAAUGUAGUAGACAGUACUAGUGCCAAUGGGGUCAGCAUGAGCAUUGUGAAACUCAUUCUUCAAAAGUUGGGGGAGGAGGAAACUGGUAUUUCUGGCCUUGGACUCACUUCGCUCUUGGAAAGGCUCUACAGUCUUUUAUCAGGUAAAAAGUAUUUGAUUGCGUUGGAUGAUGUGUUUCAUGCUAUGGAAUUCUAUUCGGAUUUGGGUAAUGAGCGUGAGAAAUUCGGGGAUCGGUUAUCGCAUGGAUUGCCUAAGGAUAGUGGUGGUGUAGUCAUUGUCAUUAGUAGUAAACCAGAAGUAGCUCUCGAUAUGGUGGGGCUUCGCCAAAAUUCUGUGCAUAAGCGGCUGACCACACUCAAAAGGAAGUCUGAAGUACAGUCGACAACUUCAGUGGAACGGCAAGACCAUCAAACACCUAUAGAUAACAGCCCCACAUCGAUUUCUACGCCGAAAGAGAAGACGAAUGUGGUAGAAGAAUGUUUGCCAUUAACAGAGAAGGCAAAGAAAAUUUCACUAGAAAAUGUUCUACUAAUUCCCAAUGUAGGGAGGUCCAGGAACCAAAGGGAUUUUAGGGACUCUAGCUUGCUUGUUGGUGAUCCAGCCGGAAUUGGAUUUACGGCCAUUGGGAUAGUUGGCAUGUCAGGUGUUGGUAAGUCCACUUUCGUGCACAAGGUCCUGAAAACUGUGUGGUUCGAAUUUGAUCCUAUAGUUUGGUUAUGCUUGUCGGAUAUAAUCAAAGCUAAAAACCAAGUACAGGAUGCUACUGCUGCCACUGAUCAGGAGAUCAGCAUCAGCAUUGUGACAUGUAUCCUUGAAAUGUUGGGGGUCUCCAUAGACAAGGACCUUACCCUUGCCGAGCUCUUGGAAAGGCUCUACCAUGUUUUGUUAGGUAAAAGGUAUUUGAUUGUGCUUGAUGAUGUUUGGGACAUUAUGGAGUUCUACUCGGAUUUAUGUUUUAAACUCCCGGAAGGUGAAAAAAUUCGGGAUCACUUAUCACACGGAUUGCCUAAGGACUCUGGUGGUACGGUCAUUGUCACUACUAGGAUGACGGAAGUAGCGCGAGAUAUGGUGGGCUUUGGCCAAAAUAAGUUGUUCCUUGUUCCGCCAUUGGAGGGAGAAGAGUGCUUGUCCAACUUUAACAGCUUUUUACACCAUGAAAAAUACAGGUGCGGUGAAGGAACACGCUUUGGUAAGUCCAACAUGGAAACUGUGAAAAAGGUUCAUGAUGAGAUUCUGCAUCAAGUUUGUGGCCUACCAUCAAUUGCCAAGACUCUGGCAGACUUGAUCAUUGCAAAUCAGAUUGGUCAAAAUGAUUAUAAUAGGUCUGCCUUGAAGAAGAUGUUGAUACCUCAUGAAAUUCUUAUUCAAUGUUCAUGGGUGACUGUUGCGACAAAAGACAAGAAAGCGAAAUGGAUUCAGGAUAAAACCGAAGUACCAAAAUGUCCAAUAUUUGUGUUUAUUGAUUUAAGAAGUGACCAAGUAGGAGAUCUUGCUGAAGACCUUCGCUACCAGCUUAAUCGUGAGCAGGUCAUUGCUGUUCUGCACGAGAGUUUCUAUAAUAAGUAUAAAUUAUCGACAGUGAACCCAGAUAGGGCGCUGACUGAGGUUUAUGGUGCUCUAGCAACGCUUAAGGGUGUAGGACAUAACUUUGCUGAUGAAAUUCAAAAGAAGAUGACAAUUAUAAUUGUCGGUGAGGAUGUUUUUAUUAACUGGUUUCUGGGAGUUUUCUGUGAUCUAAAUUUGCCAGACUCACCCUCCAUUGUUCCCAUAGCACUCGGAAUCAAGAGUAACAUCCCAUUCUCCUUUGGAUGGGAGUUUGAUGCUAUGAAACCAGUGAACAAGAUCUUGGAGACGGUUCUAAAUCAUACAAAACAGAUAAAAGCAGACAGCUGGCAUAUCCUAAUCAACUUGAAAGCCAUUCCUACAGAUCAUCAAGAAUUACCAUAUUGUCUGCAUUUAUGUACUCCUGUUGAUGAACCUGCAGAUAGGGAAAAUGUGGAUAAUCGACCAUUAAUCCGUGGAGAAUUUUGGAACUACUUCAGCAUUGGUGUUGACGAUCCAAGACUCUAUGGAGCUUCUCGCUUUCGCCAUACUUCAAGGACCUUGAACAGGUUACUUGCAAAAGUACAGGUUUUGAAACAUCAUGGUGAUCAGUGGGAAAUGCUUAGCAUUCCUAGUAGCAUUAGGUCAAUUGUUUGUCUCAACUUGCCUAGCUUUGUUGGUGGACUAACUCCUUGGACAACGGCAAAUUUGAAGAAAGAUCACAGAAAAGGCUUGACCUCAUCUUUCACAGAUGAUGGACGUCUUGAAAUUAUUGGUUCCCGAGAUGAUUUACUUUCUCCGAAGAAAAGGUGGAUUCGCCUUGAUCAGGUACGAGAAAUUCGCUUCAAGUUUAUUGAGGAGUCAGCUGAGGUUGUAAACAUGAUGAUCGAUGGAGUACCGUUGAAAAAAUCCCCACUUGACGGUUUAGAUGAGAUUGAAAUCUCUUACUGCCGUCAAGUGAGCGUUCUUGUUGAACAAGGUUACUCAGCAAAAAGUAUCCACGACUCAUAGCAGCUGCUAGCAACUCUGUGAGAUUAGAGAGUACUUGCUCACCAACCCUGUCACUAAUGGAUUAUGAAUGAGAAGCUUGGCAUUGAUGAUAAUGAGGCUAAAGAGCUAGCACUCUCAAGGCCAUAUGAAUGGUGACAUAAAUUGAUGCAGUUCGCUUUGAAGAACAUGAGAAGUUUGGUGAAGCUAGCUUCCGAAAUUUCCCCCCAUCACGCUGACAAUUCGAAAGAGUAAGCUUGCCCACCAAAGACAAGGUAUUGAAGGCCAAAUGGAAGACAAGUUAUAUAUUUACACCCCAAAAAACGUACAUGCAUGACUCUGCAGAAAAUGAGCAAGGAUCGUUAGAUGUUGUUUGUUGGUUCUUCUGAUGAGUAAAUAGGUUGUACAUUUCAUUGGCUGUCCCGGCCCCAAAAAAGCUAGAAGUAACGUUUAUAAUUAAGCAAGAAUUUGAGUCUGUCUUCAAUAUGAUCACCUGAAUUGUUAUUCUCA